This is a messenger RNA of Lampris incognitus (smalleye Pacific opah), 1348 nucleotides long. Its product is annotated as C-C motif chemokine 22-like. The transcript has 3 exons. The record is from RefSeq and is a predicted model, not a curated record. Lineage: Eukaryota; Metazoa; Chordata; Actinopteri; Lampriformes; Lampridae. Gene Ontology annotation, biological process: G protein-coupled receptor signaling pathway; cellular response to type II interferon; monocyte chemotaxis. Bases 85 to 477 code for a protein of 130 amino acids. Gene Ontology annotation, molecular function: CCR chemokine receptor binding; chemokine activity. Gene Ontology annotation, cellular component: extracellular region.
CAGAGCCAGGGUCCGACACGGAUCAGACCAGAUCUACACUGAAGGUCCAAGUCUGAAACAGAAGCUUUUCUCUCUCCUGGAGUCAUGAAGAUGAUGCUGGUUCCAAUCCUGCUGCUCUGCUGCGUCUGCCUCCCAACUCAAGCAGGUUCAUGGGGAACCAUAAAUGUCUCCGAAAAAGGCUGCUGUCAAAGUUUCAGAUCAACACCAAUUCCCUGGGCCCUUGUGAAGGAUGUGACACCGACGCCGAAUGACUGCCCUCACACUGCUUUGGUGGUAAGAACUGUGGCCAGAAGGUUUUGUGUCGACCCCAAGCUGCGGUGGGUGGAAAGACUGAUGAGGAAAUUCACCACAACAACAACGACCACCUCUAGUCUUCCUGCGGACGCUGACAACCGUCAAAGUCUAACUGCUGAGGACGUUGUGUCAAAAACUAAGGGGGUAUGUGGGCACAAUGACCGCAGUUUAUCCUCGCAUUAGCCUGAAUAUACAUGUUGUAUGCACAAGCAAACACUCUGUCACGCAAGUUUGGCGUGCGUUCAGUUAGUGUGAAGAUGUGUCUGUUCAGAGCAUGUUGUACACCACUCUAUACUGCACACCUGUGGUCAAACAACAUAUUGUACACCACUUUAUACUGCACACCUGUGGUCAAACUACAUAUUGUACACCACUCUAUACUGCACACCUGUGGUCAAACUACAUAUUGUACACCACUUUAUACUGCACACCUGUGGUCAAACUACAUAUUGUACACCACUCUAUACUGCACACCUGUGGUCAAACUACAUAUUGUACACCACUUUAUACUGCACACCUGUGGUCAAACUACAAAACAGCAAGCUUACAGCGGCUUCAAGUAGCUUAUAAUGCUGCUAUGAGAAUACUACUAAAAAAGAUCUAGAUGGUGUAGUGCAAGUUAAAUGUUUGUGGCUGAAGAAGUCACUACUGUUCAGGCUCUUCUAAGAACUCGCAUGUAUAAAUUUAUCUGCCGGCUCGAUGACUCUGAUAAUGUAAUCAUCACGAGUUUAACUAAUAUAAGAUUCAGUGCCACACGCUACCAAUCCCGGCAGUGGGACCACUGGUGUAGCUGCCUUCUUGUAAGACCCCAACUUGUUCCAUUUAUGUUAUUUUAUUGUGUUUACUCUGUGUAUUGUCUAGGGGUUUUGUCUUUUUUGGGGGGGGUGUUGAGGGGGGGAUUUCCCCCCUUUUUCUCCUCAACUGUAUCCGUCCAAUUACCCCAUUCACAGUGGUGACUGGCCAAAUAUCAAGAGAUGAAAAUCUACUUAAACAUGUUAAACACAAUUAAGUUGUAUAAUGCAAAUAAUGAUGAAAUAAAAGUGUUUUCAGUCUG